AUGAAGAGGCAGAACGUGCGGACUCUGUCCCUUAUCGUCUGCACCUUUACCUACCUGCUGGUGGGCGCCGCCGUCUUCGACGCCCUCGAGUCGGACCACGAGAUGCGCGAAGAGGAGAAACUCAAAGCCGAGGAGAUCCGGAUCAAGGGCAAGUACAACAUCAGCGGCGAGGACUACCGGCAGCUGGAGCUGGUGAUCCUGCAGUCGGAGCCGCACCGCGCCGGCGUCCAGUGGAAAUUCGCCGGCUCCUUCUACUUUGCCAUCACGGUCAUCACCACCAUAGGUUAUGGACACGCUGCACCUGGCACUGACGCGGGCAAGGCCUUCUGCAUGUUCUACGCUGUGCUGGGCAUCCCCCUGACGCUGGUCAUGUUCCAAAGCCUGGGCGAGAGGAUGAACACCUUCGUGCGCUACCUGCUGAAGCGCAUCAAGAAAUGCUGUGGCAUGCGCAACACCGACGUGUCCAUGGAGAACAUGGUGACCGUGGGCUUCUUCUCCUGCAUGGGGACCCUGUGCAUCGGGGCAGCCGCCUUCUCCCAUUGCGAGGACUGGAGCUUCUUUCACGCUUAUUACUACUGCUUCAUCACGUUGACUACCAUUGGGUUCGGGGACUAUGUGGCGCUGCAGAGCAAGGGCGCCCUGCAGAAGAAGCCGUUGUACGUGGCCUUUAGCUUUAUGUACAUCCUGGUGGGGCUGACAGUCAUCGGGGCCUUCCUCAACCUGGUCGUGCUCAGGUUCCUGACCAUGAACAGCGAGGACGAGCGGCGGGAUGCUGAGGAGAGGGUGUCCCUGUCUGGAACCCGCAACAGCAUGGUUAUCCACAUCCCCGAGGAGGGGCGGCAGGGCCGGCACAGGUGCAAGGGCGAAGCUACCGACCUGCAGUCCGUGUGCUCCUGCACCUGCUACCGCUCGCAGGAUUGUGGUGGCCGUUCCGUGGCGGCGCAGCAGAACUCCAUCAGUGCCAAGCUCACCCCCCAGUAUUUCCAGUCCGUCUCUUACAAGAUCGAGGAGAUUUCACCAAGCACACUGAAAAACAGCCUCUUCCCGUCCCCUCUCAGCUCCAUUUCUCCCGGGUUACACAGCUUUACCGACAACCACCGGCUGAUGAGACGUCGGAAGUCCGUUUAG
Molecule: messenger RNA, 1128 nt
Organism: Cynocephalus volans (Philippine flying lemur)
Lineage: Eukaryota; Metazoa; Chordata; Mammalia; Dermoptera; Cynocephalidae
Gene: KCNK9
Product: potassium two pore domain channel subfamily K member 9
Exons: 2
Coding region: 1-1128 (375 amino acids)
Biological process (GO): stabilization of membrane potential; potassium ion transmembrane transport
Cellular component (GO): plasma membrane
Molecular function (GO): potassium ion leak channel activity; outward rectifier potassium channel activity
Source: RefSeq, a predicted model, not a curated record